GCGACAGCUGGGGAGGUCGAGUGUUUGUGUCAGUGUGUGUCUUGCCUUUGUCGUCAGCCAUCUCAGUCAGGGCAGGAGGUUUACGAGGGGAGGUGACGAGGGGACACUGAUGCCAAGAUGGGUGAGCGCGUUAUGUACCAGGAGAGGAAGGGCACAGCAGGACGACCCUCCACCUACCUCUACCUGCCCUCCUGUUCUGCCUUCAGGAGUGUUGACCUCAAUGAUGGAAGGGGUGGGGUGGAGGGGGUGGGUGCCCGGAUGGUCGGGUGGGCAAGGGAGGUGUUCCUGCCCCAAGGCUACCCAGAGUCUGUGUCCCCCGACUAUCUACACUACCAGUUCUGGGACUCAAUGCAGGCAUACUGCAGCAGCAUAGCAGGAGCCCUCAGUCUGCAGGCCACACUUAUAGGGCUGGGGGUGGGGGAGGGCACCGCAACCCCCCUUGCUGCCACACUGUCCUGGCUUCUGAAGGACGGGUCAGGAAUGGUUGCCUCUAUCGCCUUUGCCUACUGGAAGGGAACACAGCUCGACUGCAACAGCAAGCAAUGGAGACUUUUUGCAGACGUGACCAAUGAUCUCAACUCCCUGCUGCGCCUGGUGGGUCCUGCCCUGCCCGUGCCCUUCCUGCUGGUGCUGUGUGUGUCAGGGCUGCUGGCGGCCCUGGUGGGGGUGGCUGGGGGCUCCACACGGGCUGCCCUGGCUGUACAUCAGGCCAGGUGUGACAACAUGGCCGACAUUUCAGCAAAGGACGGGAGCCAGGAGACCCUCGUUAACCUGGCCGCCCUCGUCACCAACCUCACUCUUCUUCCCUCCUUCACUGCCACUCUCAGCACCACCUGGGUCACCUUCCUGACGUGUGUGUCGCUGCACCUGCUGGCCAACCACCGGGCCAUGCGAGCCCUCACCCUGGCCAGCCUCAACCGCCCGCGUCUCCUGCACCUCCUCUCCUGCUGGGCGGCGGAUGGUGCCUCCCCCGCUGCCAUCCCCUCCCCUGCUGAUGCCAAUCUUGCUGAGCCUCUUCUGUUUGGGCCAGCUUUUAUUACAGACUACUUCCCACAUAGGUUUCGAGUGUCCAUAGGCUGUUCCCUCCACUGGGCUUUGCAGCGCUGUGGUGGAGACCCUGGGGUGCUGUACAAGGCGGCCAGCGGGGCUUUCAAGGGGCAGAGGUACAUGCUGUGUGGCAGUCUGCAGCGGCGCCAGCUUCACAUAGUUUAUCGCAGCGGCAUUACCACGGAGGAGGAGCUGGAGGGAGUGGUCAUGGCCUUCCUGUGUGUGUUGAACUACUGCCACGCAACCCAGGGAACACCACUUUCAGAAAGAUUAAUAGCUCCAGGCAUCACCACCACCACCACCACCACCACCACCACCACCACUGAGUACGAGUUAAUUACAGCAGUUAGGAAGGUGGUGGUGAGAGAGUUCCCGACCCUACUAAAGAGCAUGGAGGAACUGGGAUGGAAAGUCGAUAAGUUGCAAUUUGGAGCUGAUGAAUGGAGAUUGAUGGAUGAUUGAAACACACACACACACACACACACACACACACACACACACACACCAGUCUAAUCAUUCCAAAACACGAAGGUAAAAAUAAAUAAAUUAAUAAAUCGCAAAACUGCAUCUCACUUUUUUUUUCUUUUUUUUUUUAACAAAUUGUUAUUAUUAAUUUUUCCACCAGAUUCUAAUACUUUUUUUUUUUUUUGGGGUGUUUGUUGAAUAAAUGGGUUACUUUGC
Messenger RNA from Scylla paramamosain (green mud crab), 1728 nucleotides. RefSeq names its product RUS family member 1-like. NCBI's taxonomy places the organism in Eukaryota, Metazoa, Arthropoda, Malacostraca, Decapoda, Portunidae. The record is from RefSeq and is a predicted model, not a curated record. The transcript is spliced from 11 exons. The coding region runs from base 118 to 1509 and encodes 463 amino acids.